Molecule: messenger RNA, 2664 nt
Organism: Trichoderma citrinoviride
Lineage: Eukaryota; Fungi; Ascomycota; Sordariomycetes; Hypocreales; Hypocreaceae
Exons: 4
Coding region: 1-2664 (887 amino acids)
Biological process (GO): positive regulation of transcription by RNA polymerase II; DNA-templated transcription
Molecular function (GO): sequence-specific DNA binding; zinc ion binding; DNA-binding transcription factor activity, RNA polymerase II-specific
Source: RefSeq, a predicted model, not a curated record
AUGGAUGCCGCUCACAUUUUCCGGCAGGGUCUGGGCACCGUUGCUCCCCGUCCGAACCACGUCUACGCUCAGCCGCGGAACCUGCGCAAAACGAGAUGCGACCCUACGCUGCCUCGCUGCCUCCCCUGCGAGAGAUCGGGUUCCGUAUGCGAAUAUCUCGACGCCGCCAAGGGCCGCAAGAUCAACCGCCGCUAUGUCAUCACACUUCAGGACAAAGUUCGAGCCCUCGAGGCUGAGCUGAGCCAGUACACUGAUGAGGAUGGCGACCAUCCUCCAACAAGCGAGGAACUGGUCCGUCCGGGAGGCAUGAUUCGUCUCAACGGCAAUGACGAAACGCCGCGAUAUUUAGGACCGACGAGCGGCAUCGCCAUGACACGGCUUCUCAUGGCCGAGGCUAAGCGCUUCACCGAUACCAACAAGAUUUCCGACCUCAUCCCCGAGGUUCGUGCCAGGAGCCAGGCUCGCAUGCAGUCUAUCCAAAUGACAGCAUCGGGGAGCAAUAGAAAGAAGAGUUAUCCGAUGGUCAGCGAAUGCCCGGCCGAGGGUCUUCCUACGCGGCCGGUGGCCGAUAGGCUGGUGGAAAUUUACUUCAAGAAAGCUCAAGUUCACUGGCCUGUGCUUCACGAAAAGGUCUUCCAGGCAGACGUUGACGCUGUCUACAACGGCGAUAACGAUGUCUACAGAAACUUCGUUAUUCGCAUGGUCAUCGCCGUCAGCUUGCAGAAACUGGACACGCAGUAUGCCGGAUUGGCCGACGGUUACUACAUGGCGGCAAUGAAAUACGUUGAAGAAGUCAUCCGUCCCAAAGACCUCAAGACGCUCCAGUGCCUCAUUCUCAUCGGCCAAUACUCGCUGCUCACGCCGACGCGAACGCCGGUGUACUAUGUCAUUGGACUCGCCACCAGAAUAUGUCAGCAAGAGGGACUGACGGAUGAGAAGACCAUCACAUCGGGCUACAACUUGGAUCCUCAGAUCAUCGACAUGCGCCGAAGACUUGUGUGGAUCAUCACGACUAUGGAGUUUGGGCUUUCCUACUACAUGGGCCGGCCCAGUGCAUUUGCCGUCAACAGCGACCGUUUGAACGUAGAGUUCUUUUCCGUGGUCGACGAUGCAAAUAUCACGCCCCAGGGCAUUGUACCUGGCCCUCCCAACCCUCGAAAGGUUGCAACCAUUCACUUUUACAAGAUGACGAACCCUCAGGCGGAGAUCAAGAGGACUCUCUACGAACGGAAGAGGCCGGAGCCCAGGACCGACGACCAUCCUUGGUUUCAGAAUAUGGAAAAGACUUUGAGGGACUGGUUGGAUUCGGCACCAGAAGAGCCCGUAUGGGCCAAGUCUUGGCUCACCGGUUUCUAUCAUCAAAUGAGGGCUCUGCUUUACAGGCCUUCCCCUCAAAUCCCACAACCGUCGGCUCGUGCAGCUCAAAUCUGCUACGAGUCCUCGGCCGCCACGAUUGAUCUGUCAUCGAAGCAAAUAGGGAGCGACACUGUGGAUCUAUCUUGGGUGUUCCUCCUGACAUUGAACUUGGCUCUGAGCACACUUCUGUGGACAAUAUCAUAUCCCGAAGUACGGCGCAACCACCCACGGGAAGAAGUCGAGGAGCUGGUGAAUACAGCGUUAGAAUCUCUGGACCGAUGUGCAGAGCGUUGGCCCGGGACUGCGGCCACAUCACAGCUGUACACCAUCUUUGCCAAAGCUUGCAUGCAGAGCUACGAUGUACAAGUGAAACUCGAAAAGGAACCAUUCUCCUUCAGCAGCCCGCCUGCGACAGCCGAUUCUCAGUCCUCGCCAGAUAGCUACGCUCAGUCAAACGCCACCACGCCCCGGCCUCUCACCUACCUCAACCCUCCAACUUUUGGAUACGUUUUCGAUUCGUCCCCCGAGUCUAUGAAUAACUACGCCUUCGAUCCCAACUACCCUCCUCCCCAGCCCACGUUCCGUUCAAACUCCAUCUUUUGCAACCCGGCCACGGACAAUGGCAACCGACGAUUCUCCUACUUUCCCCCUGAUGUCACCCACAUGGGAGAGGCUGGCCAAGAUGAUCCCUCUGCUCACGGAGUCCCUGUGCCGGACCACAUACCCCAUCACCUGCAGUCACAACCCGAAUCGUUCAUCCAGUCCCACAUGCCCACACCUCGACCUACGUUGUCUCCGUCGGCAAUGGCGAUGAAGCAAACGGCGAGCGUUACACCAAUCAAUCCCUCGCCCCUUUCGGCUCAGAGCAACAUGUCACCGCCUCAGAAGCCCAUGAUUGCACCACAGGUUACGCAGCCACAGCCCACAUACGCAACCGCCCGAAUGGCACAGCCCGUCCAUCACCAACGACCGCUACCGCCAGCACCUACGUCUGUAUCUGACUGGUUCUCCCCUCCCUCUCAGUUCAUGUCGCCGUACAACUUUGUCACGUCUAGCAGCGGCUACUUCAACGAGGCCAUGGCCGGCAUGAACGGAUUCGGAGGCGCGCCGGGCCCGGGCCUGGGUCUUCACAACAUCACCGCGCAGCUCGAAGCCGGCGGCAUGCAGUUUGGCUAUUCGCCCGCUCGACAGGGCAGCCUGUCUCAGUCGCAGCAGAUGGAGCUCAUGGAGGAUUUGGAGAAGGACGGCGUUAGCGCCAUGGAUGCGUACCUGCAGGACAAUCCGAUGAAUGGCAGGGGGUGGUACUAA